Messenger RNA from Cyprinus carpio (common carp), 1759 nucleotides. RefSeq lists its product as uncharacterized. NCBI's taxonomy places the organism in Eukaryota, Metazoa, Chordata, Actinopteri, Cypriniformes, Cyprinidae. The transcript is spliced from 2 exons. The record is from RefSeq and is a predicted model, not a curated record. The coding region runs from base 385 to 990 and encodes 201 amino acids.
UAGAGUGCAGGCUACAGAGUGCUUUGGAAAAAAGGAGAAAGUGGCGCGCCUAGCGUUUUCCACACGUUUUCAGUCGCGACAUGCAAAAGGGGUUUGGUUUGAAGGAGAAUAUUAUUAUUAUUAUUAUUUUUUAUUUUUUUUUUUUCUGGAUUCGGUCGAGACCAACGAGAACAUUUGGCGAGUCCAAUGACCAAGUCCAAGACCAGUCCGAGUGCAAACACCAACGAGUCCGAGACAAGUCCGAGUGCAAACACCAACGAGUCCGAGACAAGUCCGAGACGAUAGAAAAGACUCGAGUAAUACAGCUCUAACGCACAGAACUCUCUAAGACAUUCUUCAACUGGUCUCACCCCAUUUCAGUGUGUGCUUGGAUAUCAACCCCCCAUGUUCCCUUGGCCUUGGCCUUGGUCAGGAGAACCGUCUAUGUUACCUUCAGUCGAUGACUGGAUUCGUUGUAGUGAGAGGGUGUGGGACAGUGCUCAUGUAUGUCUCCAAAGGGCUGUCCUGAACCAGGAGAUCCAGGCCAAUAAACGGUGUCGCCCACACCCUCCCUACCAGCCUGGCUCCCAUGCAGAAAACUCAGCCCAAGUCCACGUGGAUGCUGACCCCAACGUCGAGAAUCAAGAGCCACCUCCACCACUGGACAUUGAUGGAUCUCCUGCAUAUGCGGUAAAGGAGUUGUUGGACUCCAGCAGGAGAGGGGAUCAGCUUCAAUAUCUGGUGGACUGGGAGGGGUACGGACCUGAGGAGAGAUCUUGGGUAGCCGCCCAUGACAUCUUGGAUCCUUCAUUCAUUGAAGACUUCCAUCGAGCCAGGGCCGAUCAUCCAGCACCACGGCCAAGGGGACGUCCUCGUCGAGCGCCAAGAGUCGCUCCUGGCGGGGAGGGGGGGAAUUCAGUAACGCCUAGCCAGCAGUCUGCUCUCUCUGCUUCUCUGGUUACUUCCUGUUUGUGUGGUAUUUGGCAGGGCCAGGCUAACCAUCCUAUGUGAAGUAUUGCAAGUCUACCUGCCUUACCGAGCGUUCUUAUUUCAUUUUUUUGUCUAUCUUGUGUAUAACCAUUGCCUGCCUUUUUCCCUGUUUACGUUUUUGGUUUUUCCCUUGCAUAGUUGUUUGGAUUGGGCUGCCUUUCUGGUUACAAACUUUGACUGUCUCACGUUAUUGCUAUUUGCCUUCUGUUUUUGUCUUGUCUACCAAGGAUUAUAUUACAGUAAACUACUGCACAUGUAUCCUAACUCAGCUUCACCCUUAUUACAAUAGACAUACUUACUGUAACAACAACAAAAAUGAAUAAAAAUGACUAGAAUAAAAACACAACAAUAUUACUAAAAAUAAAAAGGAAACUGAAAACAUAAAAAUAAAAUCUAACUCAAAAUCUUAAGAACUAAAAUAUUAUCUCAAUGACACUAAAAUAACACUGAUACAAACAGACAAUAAGUAAAGUAGUUAAAAAGGAUUUAAAAAAGAAAACAAACAGUGCAGAACUACAGAAUAGAACAUAAAUACUGUAUCAGAUUAUUGAUGAGAAUAAUAAUAUAUUUGGUACACAAGUAAAGAUUAUUUUAAAAAAGUCAAUCAUUUGACAGGUAUUUUCAUCUUAGAGCAACAGUGAACAUCUUUAUGAAUGUAUCAUUAUAUAUAUAUAUAUAUAUAUAUAUAUAUAUAUGUGUGUGUGUGUGUGGGUGUGUGUGUGUGUGUGUGUGUGUAUGCUAUAUAACAAGUGGGUGAAAAUGAUCCUCUUUUGCAUUUCUUCUGUUUAAA